UUUUUUAUUAAGUCAAGAAUAGAUUACUUUCAUACGAUUAGACAUUCAAACGUUUCAUUAAAAAAAGGCUUAUUUUACAUUUAAUGAAAAUUUUCAUUUUUCGAGUAGUUUGGGUGUGGUGAGUAGUUGAUGGUGGAAGCAAACUCGCCUCUUACGUCAUCUGUGUUCGUCCUAGAAAAGUUGAAUUGUUUAUGACUCACUAUUGUCGUUGUCCCCUUUGAUAUAAGUUAUUAACAUUUUUUCAAGCACAAUGUCGUCGAGAAAAACAGCUGGCCGUCGGGGCACCACAAAAAAGCGUGCUCAACGAGCAACUUCAAAUGUGUUCGCUAUGUUUGAUCAAGCACAAAUUCAAGAAUUUAAAGAGGCUUUCAACAUGAUCGAUCAGAACCGUGACGGAUUCGUGGAUAAAGAAGAUCUGCACGACAUGCUUGCAUCCCUGGGGAAAAAUCCAACUGAUGAAUACUUAGAGGGAAUGAUGAACGAAGCCCCAGGUCCCAUUAAUUUUACAAUGUUCUUAACAUUGUUUGGUGAACGGCUUCAAGGUACCGACCCAGAAGAUGUCAUUAAGAAUGCUUUUGGAUGUUUCGAUGAGGACAACAAUGGUUAUAUCAAUGAAGAAAGGUUGAGAGAACUAUUGACUUCAAUGGGCGAUCGAUUUACAGAUGAAGACGUUGAUGAAAUGUACAGAGAAGCCCCGAUUAAAAAUGGUAUGUUCGAUUAUAUAGAAUUCACAAGGAUUUUAAAGCACGGUGCCAAGGAUAAGGAUGAGCAAUAACCCACACACCAUCAUCCUUCUUGAACAACCUAAAUAGGUUACAUGAAUUAUUUUAUAUUAUUAUUGUUAUUAGCACUCUAAGAGCAAUAUACAAAUUAAUUAAAA
This is a messenger RNA of Cimex lectularius (bed bug), 880 nucleotides long. It is a transcript of the gene sqh, whose product is annotated as myosin regulatory light chain sqh. The record is from RefSeq and is a predicted model, not a curated record. Gene Ontology annotation, biological process: post-embryonic development; locomotion. Gene Ontology annotation, cellular component: myosin II complex; cytoplasm. Lineage: Eukaryota; Metazoa; Arthropoda; Insecta; Hemiptera; Cimicidae. Bases 251 to 775 code for a protein of 174 amino acids. The transcript has 4 exons. Gene Ontology annotation, molecular function: calcium ion binding; myosin heavy chain binding.